AUGUCUGUGAGAACUCUGCCCCUGGUUUUCAUUAAUCUUGGUGGAGAGAUGCUUUACAUACUGGACCAACGCCUGCGAGCUCACAACACGUCUGAGGACAAUUCAGAGAAAGGGGUGUGGUCAGGGAAUGACAGAAAAAGAGUUCUGAACGACAUCGUUGGGACCAUGUUCAGUAAACCCUUUAUGGACGAACUCCUCAAACCUCAGCAGCUGUAUUCUCACAGGACCCUGAAAACCGUGCUAACUCGAUUAGCGCACGCCUCCAUCAUGAGGCUGAACCCGGCCAGCAUGGACAGGCUUUACGAGCUGAUGAUCAUGGCGUUCAAAUAUCAGGUCUUUCUUUGCCCACGGCCAAAAGAUUUGCUGCUCAUCUCUUACAAUCACAUAGAUGCCAUCAGGGAACUUGUAAAAGACACUCCCGCAGUCGUGAACCAAGUGGACGAGACGCAUAGGAAGAUCAUCGAGGUUUACUCAUCUUUAUCAGAAGGCGAAAUCCAGCUGCUCAGACAAACGCUGCUCAUAUUUUUUCAAGACAUGCAUGUUCGCGUGUCACUUUUCCUCAAAAGUCAAGUUCAGAAUCCCAACGGACGCUUUGCCCUGUCGACUUCAGGCCCAGUGCCUCAUGGGAUUGAUGUUCCAGGACUUAUUAGGACGUUUAACAGUAAGGGCAGAGAAGUGAGACGAAGUGAGUUUCCCACAGGGGGAAGUUACACCAGCCCCAUCAGGGAGGGAUCCUUUGAGCUGCAUGGAGACAGAGUCAUCAGACUGGGCAUGAACAUGUACACUGUGAACCAUCCAGAGGAGACACACACAUCUAACCCUUCCUGUAACGCCUCCACCAUGGUGCAGACAGAUGACGCUCCCAACCUGCUGGCCAAAGAGGAGCUCAACCUGUUGGCUCGUCUGAUGGGCAGCGUGAAGGCCGAGAACGAGCCCGGAGUGGAAACCGGCUUUCGGAUCAGCCUGUUUACCACCGACCAGGAGGAGGAGGAGGCGGAAGCUUCAGGUGGAGCUGAGGAGUCCUUGUGCGGAGUGAUAAACAUUCAAGCGAUGCAGGAUGAACAGGCUGCUACUGAGCUGGCUCGAAUCGCCGGACAGUUUGCAGAACGAGAAGAGGAGUCUGAAAACCCGAAAAGCAGCAAAGGAGACGACCUGCUGGCCAUGAUGGACGACCUUUGACCCUGUUGUGUAGUUUCAAUGAGUUUA
Molecule: messenger RNA, 1206 nt
Organism: Morone saxatilis (striped sea-bass)
Lineage: Eukaryota; Metazoa; Chordata; Actinopteri; Moronidae
Gene: oscp1a
Product: organic solute carrier partner 1a
Exons: 11
Coding region: 1-1179 (392 amino acids)
Biological process (GO): transport
Cellular component (GO): cytoplasm; plasma membrane
Source: RefSeq, a predicted model, not a curated record